Daldinia decipiens is the source of this 1429-nucleotide messenger RNA. Its product is annotated as Clavaminate synthase-like protein. NCBI's taxonomy places the organism in Eukaryota, Fungi, Ascomycota, Sordariomycetes, Xylariales, Hypoxylaceae. The transcript is spliced from 4 exons. Gene Ontology annotation, molecular function: dioxygenase activity. The coding region runs from base 125 to 1180 and encodes 351 amino acids. The record is from RefSeq and is a predicted model, not a curated record.
ACAUACAUCUCCGAUCAUUCAUAUCCAUGGCCUCAUAGAUCUAAUGCAAUUGAUAAUUGAAGAUUUAAGGCGCAUCAACAUCUGGGGCCUAUUAGAGUAUCAUUAAAGAGUCCAUAUUUCUCUCAUGGCUCCAGAGCAAGGUACAAUUCCUGUGGUAGACUUUGGUGCAUGGUCGAAGGGCUCGACAGAAGACAAGAAACGCAUUGGCGGGGAGCUAACUGACGCAUGCCGUCGGGUUGGCUUCGUAUACAUUGUCAACCAUGGUGUAUCGAGUGAUUUACUCGAGGAGGCAUUUGAUUGGUCGAGGAAACUUUUCGAUCUUCCUCAAGAAAAGAAGAUGAUGGCUCCUCACCCACCAGGCCCUACUGUCCACCGAGGAUAUUCGUGGCCAGGUCUAGAGAAAGUGUCGCAGGAUAUCAUCAAGGAUGGCGAUGAAAUAAAAGAGGCCGAGAACCGAAAAAUAUCAGAUUUUAAGGAGAGCUAUGAAAUUGGUAGCGAAGAGUCUAAAACACAGCCGAAUGUCUGGCUACCCGGAGACGUCCUCCCUGGCUUUCGCGAAUUCACGAUGCAAUUCUACUGGAAAUGUUUCGGGGUAGCGAAAGAUUUGUUGCGCGCUUUGGCAAUAGGCGUCGGCCUAGAAGAUGAAAACUUCUUUCUACGCUUCCAUAGUGGAAUCAACAACCAACUACGACUACUUCAUUAUCCGUCGAUUGAAGCAGAGAAGCUUUCUAACAAUGUCGUGGCACGAAUGCCGGCCCAUUCGGACUGGGGAACAAUUACGAUGCUUUUUCAGGACGACUGUGGGGGUUUACAAGUCGAGCAUCCUCAUGUGCCCGGUCAUUUUGUUGACGCGACGCCGAUGAAGAAUGCAUUAGUUAUGAACGUUGGUGAUUUGCUAAUGAGAUGGAGUAAUGACUUCUUAAAGUCGACCCUUCACCGCGUCACCCUUCCACCGAUUCAAGACAAUAUGCAAAUCGACGGAAAGUUCAUGACUAAGUCGAGGUAUUCGAUUCCUUACUUCGUCUCGCCGGAUGAGAAAUCUGUUAUCGAAUGCUUGUCCGUCUGCACAGAUGAGGAACACCCUAUCAAGUAUGAGCCGGUCGUGCAGGAAGAUUACCGGCGAAUGAGGGCUAGAGGACAGUAUGUAGAAGGGGUUGGCACUUCGGUACCAGUUUCGUAAUACCGAAAUUACGAUGUUGAAUUGAUGAGCGUCGAGCGGUACUUAACGAGAAAACUCCUAGGAAAUUGUAAUGGGAAGGCCUUACGUUGAUAAAAGGCCAAACCAAGUUGGCGGGAUUGUUAUUGGAACACGGAAUUGAACGAGCUAUCACGAAUUUCGAGAAUGAAUAACUAUAAAUAAUGUUAGACGUACUUAGGUAAUAUUGAGUACAGGCAGAUACACGUAAAUCGUGACGACCUAAUUCCCUAU